Molecule: messenger RNA, 918 nt
Organism: Angiostrongylus costaricensis
Lineage: Eukaryota; Metazoa; Nematoda; Chromadorea; Rhabditida; Metastrongylidae
Source: the annotation of a GenBank genome assembly
AUGGGUUAUUUCCUCUUCCAUUUCUACAUUUGGUCGGACUCUGGUCCUGUUCAAAUACCAAAAGGAGAAAUAAUUAGUAAACGUUGGCGGAUCAUAAAAAAGUUGGGUGAAGGUGGUUGUGGAGCAGUAUAUAAAGUAGAGAAUAUUCACACAAAACAAGAAGCAGCAUUAAAGGCGGAGUCAAACUUUGUGUCCGGCGGAAGUGUACUAAAGUUAGAAGUACAGAUUCUUCAACGACUCCUCAACAGACCAUACGUCGCUCAGCUUUUACACUCGGGUAAACGAGAAACGUACUGCUACGUCGUGAUGACGCUGUUGGGAGAAAGCCUCCGACAUAUCACAAAGUUAGUGAAAAUCGCGGUCGUUUCUUCUCAAGUGAGGAUCGGUAUCAACAUCCUAUUCGGGCUAAAACAGAUUCACGAUAUUGGCUUCAUACAUCGGGAUAUCAAACCUGCUAAUAUGGCAGUAGGGAAAUUCGGCACACCUGAAUAUAGGUUCAUCCAUAUUUUGGACUUCGGGCUAGCCAGGGAGUUUGUGGUUAUGAGCUCAGGCGGAAAACUCAAAAUGAGAAGGCCACGUGCACGAGCUCUGUUCAGGGGCACUACUAGAUACUGUUCGAUCGGCACACAUGAGAAAUCUGAGCAGGGAAGAAUGGAUGAUCUGUGGUGUUUGCUGUACAUGCUGGCCGAGCUGCGUGGACCUCUACCUUGGACAAACCGCCGUUGUGGUUGUAUUUCAUAUUGUACCUCACCGUCAAAAAGAAUAGAUGAAUGGUUACGCAGCGAUCAACUUAGGGGUCCUUCUAAAAAUUUCUACUCAUUUCGCCUUUCUGCAACCACCACUUCGUUUGAAUGGUUCAGGUGUGGGUUCGUCUGCUGCUUGAGAAUACAUCAUCUUCAGUCCUUAAUGAGAUGGUGA